Molecule: messenger RNA, 3201 nt
Organism: Pungitius pungitius (ninespine stickleback)
Lineage: Eukaryota; Metazoa; Chordata; Actinopteri; Perciformes; Gasterosteidae
Gene: zdhhc1
Product: zinc finger DHHC-type containing 1
Exons: 11
Coding region: 614-2245 (543 amino acids)
Biological process (GO): protein targeting to membrane; peptidyl-L-cysteine S-palmitoylation
Cellular component (GO): endoplasmic reticulum; Golgi apparatus
Molecular function (GO): protein-cysteine S-palmitoyltransferase activity
Source: RefSeq, a predicted model, not a curated record
GACGACAUCCACAUAGCGGUGAGUGGGCGUGCUCAGCUAUGACCAAUAGGAACUGACAUGCAGUGUUACCAGGGAAACGGCGUUCAGUGGCUGGAAUAGGGAGAAGGUGGUACUCCUAUCAGCCAUGCUAACGUGCUAACGUGCUAACUGUCCAGUAGGUUUACGGUUGACUCUUCAGCGACUGUUAAAUAUUAAAAAAAGACUCCAAGACGUCAUUAAGGCCCGCCGUCUGAUCCGCGCCGUCCCCGCUUUGCUGACGGGUCUUUUAGUACGUUAGCUAAUUAGCAGGGCUGUGCGGAGGCUAGCGUAGUGACUAGCUUAGCACGCUACUCCCGUUUUUCUAUUCUUUUACACGCUUAAUAGCGACCACAAGCCGGUUAGCUGCGAGAUAAUUACAGGGUGUAGCACGGGAUGGACGUGAGUUAACGGCCGGUACUGGGACGGUCUGACCCGGUUCUGUUUCUCUCUCUGUGGCCGGACCCGAGUAGGUUCCAUCCACCUUGGUCAUUUUGGACCGGGGUGUGUGUGGCGGGUCAAGCCCCGGACUCAGGGACGAGAUGCUGCGGACCAGGGGGUCACUUUACCGGUGCUGAUCAGGGGGCCUCAGUGCAAGAUGGAUGUGUGCAGCAGGAACCCCAACCGCACGGCGCCGGUGGGUGAGGAUGGGCCCCACCGGGCCGAGGCGCCGCUCUGCUCCAGGACCAACGGGUGGAGCUGGCCCCCCCACCCUUUCCAGCUGCUGGCCUGGCUGCUCUAUCUCUACUUUGCCGUCACUGGUUUUGGCGUGUUUGUUCCGCUGCUGCCCCCCCACUGGAUCCCCGCCGGCUACAUAUGUACUGGGGUCACCUUCGUCUGCCACAUGUGCGUCCACGUGAUGGCCGUGUCUGUGGACCCGGCCGACCGUAACGUCAGAACCAAGAGCCACCGGGGCCCGGUGCCCGAGUUCGACCGCUCCAAACACGCCCAUGUCAUCGAGAACUGCCACUGCUACCUGUGCCAGGUGGAUGUAGGUCCCAAGUCUAAGCACUGCAGCGCCUGUAACAAGUGUGUUUCUGACUUUGAUCAUCACUGCCGCUGGCUCAACAACUGUGUGGGAAGCAGGAACUACAGGCUGUUCCUCCACAGCGUGGUCUCAGCUCUGUUGGGAGUCUCUCUGGUUCUGGUCGUCUCCUCCUACGUCUUCAUUGAGUUUUUUCUGGACCCGUCCAAGCUCCGCUCUGACAAGCACUUCCUGGAGAGGAAUGAGACCUCUGUGUGGUUCCUCUUCCUGCCGGUGGCUCCGGUUCGGGCGGCGGCGGCGGUGAUUCCGGGCGUUGCCGCCGUCACAAUCGCUCUGGGUCUGAUGUCCUCUGUACUGCUCUGCCACCUACUGUGCUUCCAUCUCUACCUGAUGUGGAACCGACUCAGCACUUUUGAGUACAUUGUGCGUCAGCGCCACCGUCAGGACGGCAGAGACCUGGAGAAGCCGGGAAAGGAGAAGCCGCUGGCUGAACCCUCGCUCCAGCCCUUCCAGGACGUAAACUACUCGGACACACUGGGCUACACCAACCCUCAGCUGGAGGUGGAGGACCCCACCACGGCCUCCAAGCAGGGGGAGGCAGAUCCUGUCAUGGAGGAAGAGGCUCCGCCCACAACAUCUGCUGAACUGAAAGAAGAAGAAAACACACACAGACGAACACAGAAAAAGAAGAAGAAGAAGGUUCGUAAAGUUCCAGUAGUGGUCACCAGAAGACGCUGUCCGGGUUCAGCCCCGCCCCCCGAGCCUAGCGGCGUGUCGGCUGGGUCCCUAGGUCAGCGGCUUCCUUUCGCCGCAUUCCCUCUGAGGUCUUCCCUGCCCCCCCUGGUCCCCGCCUCGGGGCUGGUCCAGGCUGCCGCCCCCCCCGCCGAGUACCACUCGGACUCGGCCGAGUCUCUGGAGGAGAUUCCCGUGGCUUUGGCCAAACUGGGUUCUUCGUCCUCCGCUGCUGCCAGAGAGGCCUCCUCAUCUUCCCACCGGGUCGUCCCUGCGUUCCCCCUCCCGUCCCCCCUGCCCAGGACUAAGAGAAAGGCCCCCGCCUCCUCCUCCCGAGCCCACAAGAGCGUCGCAGAGCUGCGGUUUGAGAUGGCCCCCACCCAGCCGCCCGUGGUGUUCGUCAGCCGGGCCAGCGGAGAGGCCGCUGACCCCCGGCAGGGCGACCUCACUCUGGGGUCCAGGCCCGGGCCUCGGGUGUCACUGGGUUCAGGCGCCCCCUGGAUAGGGCUGUGAACAAUCGGAUCUCACUGAGCUCUCCUCCCAACCAUGCACAACCACCCUUAUUUAAUUCUACAGACUUGAUUUUGUAUCUCUUGACUAUCAAUUCGUUUUUGAUGAUGACUUUUUAAUCAUGAAAGCCAAAGCUGAGUUAAUGUUGGUGCACAACCUUUAUAAAUGAAGUUAAACUGAACCUGUAAACCUUAACUUAUGUACCAGAAACUGUUGUGUGUGUUUGUGUGCAGAACCCACCCUCACACAGAGUGUGUUGGAGAGUCCUGCUAUCACCUGUCACUCACCACUACUCGUUUAUUUAACUCAUUUAAAUUAAAAAAGCCUUUUCGCAACACUGUAACUCAAAAGUUACCACUUCUCAGCCAAUAACGCACCAGUAGGCCUUACUGUGAAGCCUAUCAGCCCCCCGCCCCCCCCUUAAAGGAACAGUCCAACAGUUACUGGAUCCUUUGUUUUCUGGCUCAGUGAAAGCGGUCAGUUGAUAUGAAGCCACAGCUGGUUAUGUUAGCUUAGCAUAAAGGCUGCUGGAUGUGGGGCUGUUGUUCCCCCUUCAUUUCAGUCCUUAUGCUAAACUAAGCUAACCAGCUAAAAUGACCUUGAACUUGGUCUUUGUUCACCAACAGGAUGUUGGUUUACUUUUACAGCUUUUGGGACAUUUGAUUUAUUUAACAAUUAAGGACUGAAAACCUUUCAAUAAUCAGUUUGUCCCUUUUUAGGGUCGGAUCAUCGAGGAUCCACUGAAGCUUUUAUCAAACUCAUUUUGUCUGGGACUAUUUUCCGUGGCGGAAGGAUCCACAUGUUGUGGUCUGGAGAGUAUUUAUAUAGGGGGUACAGUCUGUUUAAGGUGUUUGCUGUAGGUAAGGGAGCAACAUGAGGCUCACAGAUGGGUUCAAAUCAAAGAGACCAUUAGGUUAAAGUGAUAUUCUUAAUAAUACCAAUAAAAUAAUAACACAGGG